GUACCAGAAUAGGUAGGGUAGGCUGUGACCGGGCGCUGGGCGCACAGUGGUGGUCUUCAGCGAAGGACUAGGUAGAACCAAGAGGACACCAUUUCUGUGGCCCAAACCUUCUGGGUUUAACCUCCGCCAUUUGUUUAGCUGAAAUCGCCUAUCCGCCAGCCUGGGGAGCAUUGCUGGCUUUCAUCUGACAGGGACAAGAGAGCAGGGGAACAAAGGACACAGCGUCAGGUUCACCUAUCUUGGAUCUGCAAGGACAGGCAGAUGGAGGUCAAGAGCACCGUGCGGAUCUUGGAGUCAAAGCUCAAGAGAUAGAAAGAUGAGACAGAGAUCUUCUUCCAGCAAAUGUGAGAGAACACGGUGAUAAUGACAUCAGACAUGAGUAUGGACCUACCUAACAGGGAGGGAGAUGUGAACAUCUCAUCUCUUAACCAAUCACUUCCUAACCCUUGCAACAUCGACGAGUCGUACAAGUACAUAUUUCUCCCAAUCUGCUACUCGUUCACAUUCAUAUUUAGCAUAACCCUUAACUCUAUAGUCUUGUACCGCUCAUUCCGUCACACCAAGCGCUGGAACGCCUCACUCAUCUACAUGGUAAACUUGGCCUCCACUGACUUUAUGUACGGCCUCUCUUUGCCUUUCCUGGUGGCCAGCUAUAUCAUGCAAGACAACUGGGUGUUUGGGGACUUCAUGUGUCGCCUGGUGCGCUUCCUCUUCUACUUCAACCUCUACUGUAGCAUCUUCUUCCUCACAUGCAUCUCUGUGCACCGCUACCUGGGCAUCUGCCACCCCAUGAAAACGAUCACCCUGGAGACCAAGCGGGCGGUGAAAGGUACCUGCGUUGUGGUGUGGGCAGCGGUGUUUGCGCUCACCUGCCCCAUCUUCCGCUUUGCACAGACACAGUAUCUGCCUAGAGGAGGGGAGGGAGUUGGCUCCGGGCCGGCUGCCAAUGGGUACAGCACUAACGGAGAAGCGGACUGGUUCCAGAACUGCUGGGACGAUGCCAUCGACAAGGAGUUCCAGGACUAUGUACCUUAUGGAAUAACACUGCACCUGCUAGGUUUUUUUUUGCCGUUCAGCAUUAUCGCCUGGUGUUACUCACGUGUGGUCUUGACUAUCUUUAGGACCCUGCGAUCCCAACCCUGCUCAGAGAAGAGUGGUGGAGCAGGGGGCCGUGGAGGUGGCAUGAUGUCUGGAGCAGAGGGAAUGUCAACCAUUCUGGGCGCACAUUCCCCGUAUGUGAACAGACGCCGAAAAUCAAUCAAAACCAUAAUCACCAUCACCCUCCUUUUCGCCCUGUGCUUCUUCCCUUUCCAUGUAACCCGCACCAUUUUCUUGAUUCUGAAAGUGACAAACCGUGUGCAGUGUCCUACCAUGCGAAUGGUCUCAAUCUGUUACAAAAUAACAAGACCAUUAGCCUCGUUCAACGCCUGGCUAAACGCUUUGCUUUACUUCCUCACCAAGGAAAAGGGUUCUCCUUGCUGCCCAAAGCCGGAACCUGUCCAACACGGUCUGCUCUGGCCCUUGAGAAUGCUGGGAAGAGCAGGCGAGGAAGAGGACGGUGCUGAUGAAGCAAUCAAUAACAAAGGAAAUGAACCAAACAUAUUUAGAGGUCAGCCGUAAGAUGACUAGGGGAAACAUACGAGUGCAUUGGUCCAGGAGACCAAUAAACAGGAAGGCAUUCAGGUGUGAGAGGUCAAGCCUGACAAAGUUUUAAAAGGUGCUGGGAUGUCACUGUGGACACUGACCAGACAAAAUUCAGAGAAACAUUAACUUCACAUUUUGAACAUAUACUCUUGUCUGGUACCCAAGUAGUCUUUGUAGUUUUCAAAAGUGUAUGAUGCAUUGUAAUUGUUUAAAUUUUACUGUCAUAAGCUAUAUAAUGACACUUGACACACUGUGUCCACGUCAUGGGAAUAGAUUUUGGAUAUCAACGCCAAGUUUUAAUCGAGCUAGAAGUUUUUUUUUUUUUUGAUUUGCACACCAUGUUGAAAAUUAAACAUUGUAGGCAAUUUAAGUAUUCCCGAGUUUAUUGAUUGUCUUCUGGACUUACCUCUCAACCUGGGGUCAACUGGGGUAGAUUUUGGUAGGCCCCAAAGUGGGCACAACCUAUCGCUUACCAAUCGCUAAUAACCUGGGGCACGUUUCCCAAAACCAUAGUUGCUAACCUGUUAGCAACUAUGGUUUUGGGAAACACACCCCUGGGUGAUACUGAGCAUCUGUCCUCUGUGCGAGAACAAUGAAUCCUUUCUAAAGUCGGAGCCUACUUGCUAAUCGUUUCUUAUAAUAGGUAACUUAGUUAAAACUUCCAAAUGCUUAAUCAAUUUUUGACAAAACGGAUUGGCUAGUGUAAUUAAAGACAAUAACGUUAUUACACACCCAUUAACAGUGAUCCCGUCAAAACAAAAAUAAAACAUAAAAAAGACUUUAUUAGGUAAUACAGCCCUUUGUUCUAGCGAUAGAUUUGGGGUCUUCAAAAAGUAAAAAGACUGUUUACCUUGCAUCAAACGAAUUAAUUCUCUUGAGUCGGGGUUUGUAUAUGCUUAUGAUUAUUGUUAUUAUUCUGUUAAAUUCUAUUUAGUAUAUUACUAAUAUUUUAUGUUGGCUAUAUGACUACUUUAAACUGUUUAUACUAAUGUUAAUGUAAUGUUCACUAGUGUCAUUGUAAGUCGCUUUGGACAAAAGUGUUUGCUAAGAACUAUAAACAUAUACAUAAACAUAACAUAAUAGUUUAAAGCUAGCCUGGGAACCAGUCAAAUCUCAGAGCUCGUUGCAUUUGCUCUGACAGACACUGAUCUCCACCCCAACCAAAAUCUCAGGAACCAAUCAAAACUGCUUAUCCGACAUAGGGUGGGCAUUAUACCUUGACAGUGGAACAUGGUUGAGGCAGUUUUGCACAAAACCAAUAGCUUCACUGAUCGUAAUUAAAUGACAUGGACAUAUGUUUUCUUUGAAAAUAAAUAAACAACUGUGUUUGGCUCA
This is a messenger RNA of Alosa sapidissima (American shad), 2979 nucleotides long. RefSeq names its product P2Y purinoceptor 3. Gene Ontology annotation, cellular component: membrane. The record is from RefSeq and is a predicted model, not a curated record. Gene Ontology annotation, molecular function: G protein-coupled receptor activity; oxysterol binding. Lineage: Eukaryota; Metazoa; Chordata; Actinopteri; Clupeiformes; Clupeidae. Bases 364 to 1620 code for a protein of 418 amino acids. Gene Ontology annotation, biological process: G protein-coupled receptor signaling pathway. The transcript is spliced from 2 exons.